CACCGAAUGGCUAAGGCAGCUUUAAGUGCAGGGUGGAUUUUUUUUUCUCAGUUUGCCUUGUGUUUUCCACUCUGAAAGAAUGCUGUGGCUGCUCUUCCUUCUGGUGACUGCUAUUCAUGCUCAACUCUGUCAACCAGGUGCAGAAAAUGCUUUUAAAGUGAGACUUAGCAUCAAGGCAGCUCUUGGAAAGAAAGCAUAUGCCUGGGAUAUAAAUGAAGAAUAUCUCUUCAGAGCUAUGGUGGCUUUCUCCAUGAGAAAGAUUCCCAAAAGAGAAGCAACAGAAAUUGCUCAUGUCCUACUUUGCAAUGUAACCCAGAGGGUGUCAUUUUGGUUUGUGGUUACAGACCCUUCAAAAAAUCACACCAUUCCUGCUGCUGAGGUACAGUCAGCCAUAAGAAUGAGUAGGAACCGGAUCAACAAUGCCUUCUCUUUGAAUGACCAAACUCUGGAAUUUUUAAAAAUUCCUUCCACACUUGCACCACCCGUGGACGAAUCUGUACCUGCCUGGAUUAUUAUAUUUGCUGUGAUAUUUUGCAUCGUCAUAGUUGCAAUUACACUACUGGUUUUAUCAGGGAUCUGGCAAAGUAGAAGGAAGAAAACAGAAACAUCUGAAGCAAUUGACAGUGAAGAUAAGUGUGAACACAUGAUCACAAUGGAGAACGGCAACCCUUUGGAUGAGAAGGGAGGGCACAUUAAUGAUGUCUUCAUGUCAGAGGAUGAGCGGCUUACCCCUCUCUGAAGGGCUGUUGUUCUGCUUCCCUGAUAAAUUCAAUACUUUUUUUGCGCUUUCUGCUAAGCAUUCUCAAAUACCAAGGGCAGAUUUUAUAUUUUGUUUCACCAUCCCUUUUUGUAAUAAAUCUUGAAUGUACUUUAAAAUGAAAAGCAAUCAAUUAUACCCACAAACCCACUGAAAUCAUAAGCUAUUGACUACUCAAAAUAUUCUAAAAUAUUUUUCUGACAGCACAUAAGUGUGGCCAUGUGGUGUUUACAGUUAUUGAUUUAAGAAUUUCCAGAAAUAAGGUCAGGGAUAUAUAUAUAUAUGUAUAUAUGUAUGUAUAUAUAUAUGUAUAAUUUUUUCACACUUCAAAGACUUAAGGAAAAAUAAUUUUUUCAGAGGGGAAUACCUAUAAUAUGGUGUAGAAAUGAUUGAAAAUGGAUCCUUUUUGAAUAUCAUUUAUAUCACUCUGUAUAUGACUAAGCAAGCAAAAGUAAAAUGUAUUGCAAAUGGGAUGGAUAAAAUAGAAAUGCUGAUAAAAAGGUGGAAUUUUAUCCUGUUAUCAUACCUAAAGCUGCUUAUAUAUUUCUGAAUAUCAGUCUCUAAUGGGACAGUUCUAUUUGCUGAAUAUUUCUGCAAUUUGCAAAAGUCCAAUCUGUGCUAAUUUAAUAAACUGUUAAUCAUCUCUUUUUGAUUGUGUGACUGUGUCUGAGAUUUAUUUUCACACUGUGGAACAUAGUAAGUUUAAUUUUUAUUAGUUAUGUUUAAUCGACUCUACAGCCCUAGAAAUGAAUUAUUUUUAUUGUGUAUAUCGUUAUUUGAAGAUACCUUGUUUUUAGACUUGAUUUUAUUUCCAGAUAGGGCAUGUAUCAUUCUAAAUUCUAAUAAUAAUGAUUAUACAUUUAUUAAUGGAAAUAAAGUUUGCUACUGAAUCUCCUACUGCUAUCACCCAUAGUUAAGGUUACAGCAAGUCUCUAACUUACUUCCCUGUCUUCAGUGUUGCUCCUUGGAUCCAGACUCUAAGAUGGGUAGUUGCAGGUAGCAGGUUUCUUGGAGCAUGCUCUCAGGAGGUACACCUGUAGGAAGUGAAGAAGCCAAGUGUGGCAGACAGAUGUGAAGGUGGCUCCUGGUGUUCAAAACUUUAUGUAAUCCCCUCCCCUCGAGUGAGUAUGGAAUCUGUGGCUUGCUUCUAAUGAAUAAAAUAUAGCAAAGGUGA
Molecule: messenger RNA, 1931 nt
Organism: Lemur catta (Ring-tailed lemur)
Lineage: Eukaryota; Metazoa; Chordata; Mammalia; Primates; Lemuridae
Gene: CLTRN
Product: collectrin, amino acid transport regulator
Exons: 6
Coding region: 80-739 (219 amino acids)
Source: RefSeq, a predicted model, not a curated record